Molecule: messenger RNA, 825 nt
Organism: Exophiala bonariae
Lineage: Eukaryota; Fungi; Ascomycota; Eurotiomycetes; Chaetothyriales; Herpotrichiellaceae
Exons: 2
Coding region: 1-825 (274 amino acids)
Molecular function (GO): oxidoreductase activity, acting on paired donors, with incorporation or reduction of molecular oxygen; monooxygenase activity; heme binding
Source: RefSeq, a predicted model, not a curated record
AUGGCCGAGGAAUCACGACACUUCGAGACCCUGGCUGCCGAACUGAUUCAAGGUCUAGAGACGGAUCUUUCAAAAAAGGAGUUCUACACCGCCCUUCUGUCUGCCAGAGACCCAAUGAGCAAGCAGGGAUAUUCUAAAUCAGACAUUAGGAAAGAGCUCAAGUCUCUCACCCGAUCUGGUGGUGAUACCAUGUCCGUUACGAUUGCGAGCACACUUCAUUGGCUCUCCAUUGAUCGGGAAUGGCAAGACUCCGUCGCGCAAGAGGUUCGGGACAAUUUUAGCGCUUACGAAGACAUCGUUCCCGGCGAAAAGCUGGACAAUUGCACCCGAUUGUUCCAAGUGAUCAAUGAAUCCUUGCGACUUGAUUCGCCGAUCCUAGGCUGUCCAUGGAGACUUCUCACUGAAGAUGUCAUCAUUGAUGGACACCUGGUCCCACGUGGGUAUGAGGUUGGUGUGUGCCAUUACGCCAUGCAUCGCUCUGCCAAACAUUUCGACCAGCCUUCCAGGUUCGAUCCUCGGCGAUUUCCGGACACGAGAGGACUCCAACCUCCUCAGGGUCCAGGGGGAUUUUACCCAUUUUCCUUGGGACGGAGGGCAUGUCCUGCCAAAGAACUUGUGGAGAGGGCUCUUACCGUCUGUUUAGCACGGACCAUCUGGCUGGCCAAAGUUCGACUUGCUCUGGUCAAUGAGCCAUCGCCAUUGGCCAGCAACGGAGAGGAACAUGACGGAACUUCCUAUGAGUUGAGAGAUUGUUUCACCGCAGAAAAGUUCGGCCCCGUUCUUGAGUUUCAACGACGUGAGAGCACCCGUCUCCCAUGGGAAUGA